Messenger RNA from Meloidogyne enterolobii, 232 nucleotides. Lineage: Eukaryota; Metazoa; Nematoda; Chromadorea; Rhabditida; Meloidogynidae. The record is from the annotation of a GenBank genome assembly.
UAUGGUAAAUGCGUUGCAGGCUCAGGUACAAGAUGCUCGAAAUCUUUAUCGAUCAUCUGAAUCGACUCGAGGAAUAAAUCAAGAAUCAUUGGAACAGCUUAAUCAAGUUAUUGUACACCUCGAUCGAUUGAUUGCUACAUUUGGUCCGCAGGUUAUAGUUGAUAAUUUAUUUUUAAUUAGUGUUGGUAAUUACGGGCAGGUGUGGGUUAUUCAGGGGCUAUGUGAUCUUUAG